GGCUGUGUCGAGGAAUUUUUGAGGUACCCUGGCGCCAUUCUUGAACGACUGAAGUGCGUAAACCCCCAAGGCAAGGAAGAGCUGCUCAGAGCAAGCUUGGAGUUCAAGCUUACCCGCCUUGUGGGCGCUGGGAAACCUACUGAUGGAUCCCAGCGUACCGAAACUGAUCACACAGAAGGUAUCUGGAAGGGGCCCAUAGCGAGUCAUGCCUGUGGGGAUGCAGUCAAAACACCACUUCCCGUGGCAGUGCAGAUCUUCGGUACGUGAUAUCAGUUCGAAUGACGGUUACUCUUGACAAUUUGCGACGUCAAUCAGACAUGGACCUUCACCAUCUGCCGCGAAUACAUUUGUUCUCGACUUACGACAGCUUCUAUAUCAAUGCUUCCGUAGAUGACCAUGACUACAUGUCCACCACUGCUGAGAACCUGCAUUCCUUGCCGUGGACGACUGAGCUAAAACUGAAUGUACAGGCGUCGUCCAGAAUUUCCCUCAAAGUCUUCGCAAAACGUCACCUCCAUGAAGAUCAGUACAUUGGUAUGGUACAAGAAGAUGUCGAGACGCUUCUCGCUCAUUCCAGAACUAAAAUCUACCGCCUCGUGUCUUUUGAUCCUCAUGGCAAGAAACAUUUCCUUUGUGCUAGCAUGGAAUUCAAGAUCAUACCUCUUCAUAAUGCAAUCGAGCAUGGCAUCACUCAGCAUGCUCAAGACCAGCUCGCCCGCACAAUUGAUGCCUCUAAGGAUACAUCAGAUGAACCAGCCACGGGAGGCAAUGGUCCAAAUGAACCAUUGACAGCGUCUACUGAGCAGGUCCUCGAUGUCGCUGUCUCAGAAGUCCUUACUCCGCUCUUGGACAAGAUCAGCAUUUUCAUUCAGCUUGCUGGCAAGUUCGCUGGGGCCCAUCCUUACACCAAAAUGGCGUUUAUGAUUCUCACUGCAGUAUAUCAUUUGGUGGAUGCACAACUUGCCCGAGACCGAAGUAUCAAUCGGCUCAUUACCGUUAUGCACGAAACCUACAGCCUUGUCUCUGGCAUAGAGGAACUGAAAAGGGUGGAAUCGCAAGAAAAGACUAUUAACUCCCUCGCUCGCCAGACGAUCGAGUGCUCGUACUUUAUCCGUGACUACCUGGAGAAAAAGAGCGGAUGGAAACAAAGCUUUUCGAACGCGUUGUCCAAACUAGAUGAUAAAAUCCUAACGUACGAAGUAACCUUCAAAGAACUCAAGAAUGCUAUACAUCAGCAAGCCGCGAUUCACACGGAACUCUACGUCUUUCGUGUUUAUGAUCUGUUGCAUGACCAUGCCGCGAAAACAGACCUUGACGCCAUGCACUAUGCUGUUGGCGCUUCGAUUGAAUCACAGAAGAUCGGAGAUGCGCCCCCACGAACCGACAUCGUGGAGUCAAUAACCUCAUGGAUCAAUAAAGACGAUGAACGUCAGAUUUACCUCUUGCUAGGUUCAAGGGGGUCCGGAAAAUCCACUAUCGCACAUAACAUUGGACGCCAAUUCGACGCCAUUGUGCGUCUUGGUUCGUCGUACUGUUUUUCGCGCGCUGCCCGGGAUAAGCGAAAUGCUACGAAUUUGUUCAGCACGAUUGCACGGGACCUUGCUGAUCACGACCCUCAAUAUAUGAAGGCUCUCUGGGCUAUUGUGAAAGACAAGCGCGCAUUACGUGGAUUGACAGACCCACUUACUCAAUUCGAUCGCUUUAUCCUUAUUCCCGCGAGUCAAAUGACAUGCAUCGGCCCUGUACUGGUGAUCAUCGACGGGUUGGAACACAGCGGUAGCGAGUCAGAUCGUAAAGACCUCCUGACUGCGCUCGCAGAGAAAGGAGCAAAGCUCCCCCGUAAUUUCAAGUUAUUAGUCACUUGCCGGCCAGAGGAGGACAUUUGCGCUGCUUUCGAAGGAAAAUCUCAUGUUAUACAGAAGCAUUUGGAACAUCACGCCGACUCACACUUUGUUCCACCACCAACAUUGGGGAAAAACCAGACAAGCAGACCUAGGUCUCGCCCUCCUACGCCUCCUUUGUCUAUCCCUGCAUUUACGCGAUACAACCUCUCACUUGGGGCUGACUCGUCGACAAGCGACUCUACUCCGGUAUCGGAUCUCUCGGACUCAGGCUCAGCAGUCUCUGCUGUGUUUGACACCUUGGACGAUGGCAGUGAUUCUACUGAGUCCCCUCCUUCCAGUCUCAGCUCCGUUGAUGAGGAGCCACAGCCUUCACGAAAGGACGUUGUACAAGUUACACGCAGGAGCAAAGAGUUCACCGUAGAGGAGAUCUUCGAAAUUGAUGGCCGUACCGUUCGAAGAACCAAUUCGGAGAAGCUCGAGAGUUGGACCGUUAAGUCGCAUGAUCACUCUCAAAGUGGUCUGCUCCUUAAAGGAUUCGUCACAUCAGCAGAACCGGCGAAUGAUUUGCCGCCAUUGCUUGGAUUAUCUGGAUACAAUAGUUGUCUCCCCAAACAAUCUCGCCAGAAGCAGGUCCGGGAAAAGACUAUUAUUCGUCACUCCACGGAUGUGGAUGGGGCGGAAAUAUUGGGCCGGGUUGAUGAUCUCGCAUGUCCGUGAUACAAUACGCCUUCAA
This is a messenger RNA of Suillus subalutaceus, 2577 nucleotides long. RefSeq lists its product as uncharacterized. The coding region runs from base 279 to 2561 and encodes 760 amino acids. The transcript has 8 exons. The record is from RefSeq and is a predicted model, not a curated record. NCBI's taxonomy places the organism in Eukaryota, Fungi, Basidiomycota, Agaricomycetes, Boletales, Suillaceae.